AUGUGUGAUGUAAAUGAAGCAUUAAUUAAGAAAGAGACCGUUUAUGUUGGAUCUAAGUAUAUUCCAUUGAAAGAUGGAUGUAAAGUGAAAUUUCACUAUGAAACAAAGCGAGCAGAUAAUCAGAAAAUAAUCGAUGAUUCCAGAAAGACAAAUAGGCUGUUUGAGCUAGUUUUGGGGAAGAAAUUCAAACUGGAAGUAUGGGAAGUAAUUGUCCAGAAAAUGUCCUUGAACGAGGUUGCAAGAUUUCAUGUUGAUCAAUCAUUAGUACAGCAAUAUCCAUUUAUAUCAAAGACAAUCAGAGAUGCAGUUAAGAAGCCAGAAGAGAAAAGGCACUGCUGUGGAAUGACUUUGCAGAACGAGGGUCUUGGAUAUGAGGAUCUUGAUGAAUUAUUCAAAAAACCUUGUGAUCUUAUAUUCACAAUUGAAGUCACAUCUAUAGAACUGCCUGAAGAAUAUGAAAAAGAAAGCUGGCAACUUAAUGAGACUGAAAAGUUACAGUCAAUCGAUGACUUCCGAAUAAAAGGAAAUGAAUUGUUCAAGAGGAAUCAAUUUAUUCAAGCUGAAGAAUCGUACUCAAAAGCAUUAGGAAUUGUAGAGCAAUUGAUGCUCAGAGAAAAGCCAAAAGAUGAAGAAUGGAUGGAUCUAGCUAGAAUGAAAAUUCCACUUCUAUUAAACUAUUCUCAAUGUAAACUAGUUCAAAAAGAAUAUUAUCGAGUCAUUGAAUGCUGCACAGAAGUUUUAUCAUAUGAGCCAGACAAUAUAAAAGCCUUGUACAGAAGAUGUAAAGGUCACAUUGGAGCAUGGAACGUCGAUAAAGCUGAAGAGGAUUCAAAUCGAAUUAUUGAACUGGAUUCAUCACUUAAACCUACAGUCAUGAAGGAACUAAAUGCUCUUAAAGACAAAAUAAAGUCAGAAGAGGAUAAAUCAAAGUCCAACUAUCGUAAACUAUUCUAA
Molecule: messenger RNA, 954 nt
Organism: Chironomus riparius
Lineage: Eukaryota; Metazoa; Arthropoda; Insecta; Diptera; Chironomidae
Source: the annotation of a GenBank genome assembly